AUGUCCGAUUUGUCCAUUGAGCUCACGGCUCCUAAUGGGAGGAAAUAUACACAGCCUACGGGUCUUUUCAUCAACAAUGAAUGGGUGGCUUCCAGCAAGGGCGACAAGAUCACGAGUAUCAAUCCUACCGACGAGUCUGAGAUCGCUUCUGUUCAUGCUGCCGAGCCAGAGGAUGUUGAUAAGGCUGUGGCGGCUGCCAGAGCUGCCUUUAAGGAGACAUGGCGAGACAUGGCAACCUCAGAUAGAGGCGACCUUAUGCUGAAGCUCUCGGCUCUUGUCGAGCAAAACGCCGAGCUUUUGGGAACCAUUGAGACUUGGGACAAUGGCAAGCCGUAUUCUGUUGCCGUCAACGAGGAUGUUGCAGAGGUUGCAGGCACCUUGAAGUAUUACGCUGGCUGGGCAGACAAAAUCCAUGGCCAGGUGAUAGAUACCACCUCUGCCAAGUUAGCAUAUACCAUUCGAGAGCCAAUCGGUGUCUGUGGACAGAUUAUCCCUUGGAACUAUCCACUGGCUAUGGCCGCAUGGAAGCUUGGUCCUGCGCUUGCUUGUGGAAACACCGUUGUUCUUAAGGCCGCCGAGCAGACUCCUCUUUCUAUCCUGGUUUUCGCAAACUUGAUCCAGGAAGCUGGCUUCCCUCCUGGCGUCGUGAACAUCAUCAACGGCCAUGGCCGCGUUGCUGGCGCAGCAAUCGCCCAACACCCCGGAAUCGACAAGAUCGCCUUUACCGGCAGCACGAACACUGGUCGUGAGAUUAUGAAGAUGGCCGCCUUGAACUUGAAGAACAUCACCCUCGAGACUGGCGGCAAGUCCCCACUGCUUGUGUUCGAUGACGCAGAUCUCGAGCAAGCCGUCAAGUGGUCCCACAUAGGUAUUAUGUCCAACAUGGGACAAAUCUGCACCGCGACAUCGCGCGUGCUGGUCCAGGAGGGAGUCCACGACAAAUUCGUCGAAGCCUUCAAGAAGCAAAUCGCCGAGACCAGCGUCGUCGGCGACCCAUUCAAAGACGACACCUUCCAAGGACCGCAGGUGACCAAGUCGCAGUACGAACGCGUCUUGAGCUACAUCGAGACCGGCAAAUCCGAGGGUGCCACGCUGGCAAUGGGCGGCGAAGCGUACAAGAACGUCGGCGAGGGCAAAGGCUUCUUCGUCUCCCCGACCGUCUUCACCGGCGUCAAGGAGGACAUGCGCAUCUUCCAGGAAGAAGUAUUCGGUCCCUUCGUCGUAGUCGUUCCAUUCAAGACAGAGGAAGAAGCCCUCGAGCUGGCCAACAACACAACCUACGGCCUAGGCAGUGCUAUCUUCACAAAAGACAUCGUGAAAGCACAUCGCCUAGCACGAAAGAUCGAAGCGGGCAUGGUCUGGAUCAACUCAUCGCAAGACAGCGACUUCAGAAUCCCGUUCGGAGGAGUCAAGCAAUCUGGCAUCGGACGGGAGCUGGGGGAAGCAGGAUUGGAAAGCUACACGAACAAGAAGGCAGUGCAUGUGAAUCUAGGGACAUGGUUGUAA
Molecule: messenger RNA, 1506 nt
Organism: Zasmidium cellare ATCC 36951
Lineage: Eukaryota; Fungi; Ascomycota; Dothideomycetes; Mycosphaerellales; Mycosphaerellaceae
Exons: 4
Coding region: 1-1506 (501 amino acids)
Molecular function (GO): oxidoreductase activity, acting on the aldehyde or oxo group of donors, NAD or NADP as acceptor
Source: RefSeq, a predicted model, not a curated record